Molecule: messenger RNA, 1151 nt
Organism: Syngnathus typhle (broad-nosed pipefish)
Lineage: Eukaryota; Metazoa; Chordata; Actinopteri; Syngnathiformes; Syngnathidae
Gene: st8sia3
Product: ST8 alpha-N-acetyl-neuraminide alpha-2,8-sialyltransferase 3
Exons: 4
Coding region: 1-1125 (374 amino acids)
Biological process (GO): N-glycan processing; oligosaccharide metabolic process
Molecular function (GO): alpha-N-acetylneuraminate alpha-2,8-sialyltransferase activity
Source: RefSeq, a predicted model, not a curated record
AUGGUGCGCAUCGCUAGCGCACUCGGGCUCGUCAUGUUCAGUGUGGCGCUGCUCAUUCUGUCGCUCAUCAGCUACGUGUCCAUAAAGAAGGACUUCCUCCUCGGGAACCCCAGAUAUGGACCAAAUGGGGGACCGAGGAUGUACAUGUUCCAUGCAGGGUAUCGCUCCCAGUUGGCACUGAAGUAUCUGGACCCAGUUUUCACGCCACUGGCCAAUGCUCUUAGCGAAGACCUGAAGAAUUCCUCUAAAUGGAGGUACAACAGCACAGCUUUUAUUCAACAAAGGAAGGAAAUCUCUCAGUACGUGGACAUUGCUCAUAAUUUCACAUUAACACGCAGCCUAGUCCGCAUUGGCCAGCUGAUGCAUUACGCCUACUCCAGCCACAAGUACGUCUACUCCAUCGGCGAGAACUUCCGCUCGCUCCUCCCCGAGGUCUCACCCGUUCUGAACAAGCACUACAAUGCCUGCGCAGUUGUCGGCAACAGCGGCAUCCUCACCGGAUCACGUUGCGGUGAUCAGAUUGAGAAGUUUGACUUUGUCUUCCGCUGCAACUUUGCACCAACAGAGGUCUUCAAGAGAGAUGUUGGGCGGCGCACAAACAUGACAACCUUUAACCCGAGUAUCUUAGAGAAGUACUACAACAAUUUAUUGACGGUGCAGGACAGGAACAACUUCUUUCUGAGCCUGAAGAAGCUGGAUGGUGCAAUUCUCUGGAUCCCGGCAUUCUUCUUCCACACGUCAGCCACAGUGACUAGGACUCUGGUGGACUUCUUUGUGGAACAUCGCGGGCAGCUGAAGGUCCAGCUGGCCUGGCCUGGAAACAUCAUGCAGCACAUAAACAACUACUGGAAAACCAAACAGCUGUCGCCAAAGCGUCUGAGCACCGGCAUCCUGAUGUACACGUUGGCGUCUUCUAUGUGUGACCAGAUCCAUCUGUACGGCUUCUGGCCAUUCGGCUGGGACCCCAACACGGGGAAGGAGCUGCCUUAUCACUACUACGACAAGAAGGGCACCAAGUUCACCACUAAAUGGCAGGAGGCCCAUCAGCUGCCUGCUGAGUUCAAACUCCUCUACAAGAUGCACACAGAGGGACUGCUGAAGCUCAGCCUCUCCCACUGCGCUUAGACAUGAAACUGCAGGCGGUAUUUCAA